Molecule: messenger RNA, 3070 nt
Organism: Diachasmimorpha longicaudata
Lineage: Eukaryota; Metazoa; Arthropoda; Insecta; Hymenoptera; Braconidae
Gene: Psa
Product: Puromycin sensitive aminopeptidase
Exons: 5
Coding region: 215-2932 (905 amino acids)
Biological process (GO): proteolysis; peptide catabolic process
Cellular component (GO): cytoplasm
Molecular function (GO): zinc ion binding; metalloaminopeptidase activity; peptide binding
Source: RefSeq, a predicted model, not a curated record
UAUCUCCGAAUUCUGGGCACAAACUUGUGUUGCACUCAAUAAUUUUUCAUGUUAUUUGUGGAAAUCGUUUCCAUCUGUCUCGUUUUCUGUAACCCAUUGCAUUUCCAUUGUGGGUUGUGGUCGGUUGCGCUUGGGAGUGAGUUGGCACAAACGUGGGGGUGAUAAAGUAUUUUUCUCGACAACUUUGUCGAAGAAAAAAAACAGGAGGAAACCGAUGAUAAUUAGUACAACCAGGCAGGUGUUUAAAGUUCUAUUUAAUUCUGCUACGAUACAGAGAUUCAAUUAUUCAAAGGGAGUUAGUGAAUUGCUAUUGAAAGUUAAAAUGACUACUGACAAGAAACCCUUCAACCGGCUUCCUACUGAUGUGAGACCAUAUCAUUACGAGAUAAGCCUCACCCCAGAUCUCAAGAAUUUCACUUUUGAGGGGACGCAGAAUGUCGAGAUUGAGGUAAAAAAUUCGACUGAGAAAGUUGUUCUCAACUCUCUCGAUAUUGAUAUCAAAAAGGUCGUCUACAAGAAUGGUGAUGGUGCCAGUUUUGAGGCAAAAAAGAUCGAACUUUCAGUGGAGAAUGAGACGGCCACUCUGCUCUUUCCGGAGAAGCUACCAGUUGGCAAGAGAGGAAGACUUUAUUUUGAUUUCGUAGGAGAGAUCAAUGACAAGAUGAAGGGAUUGUACAGAAGCAAAUAUACAGGUGCUGGAAAAGACAAAGAGCCUGUUGCCGUGACUUAUCUCUGUCCCACUUCGGCACGCCGAUUGUUUCCGUGUUGGGACGAGCCAAGUAUCAAGGCAACAUUUGGCAUAACACUUAAUCUCUACAAUUUGCCCAAUGCUAUUGGCCUUUGCAAUAUGCCCGUGGAGCGGGUUGAGAAAAAGGACAACGUAGAAACGAUAAAAUUCGAGAAGUCUCCAAUAAUGUCAACCUACCUUGUGGCGGUAGUCGUAGGCGAAUUCGACUUCGUAGAGGACAAAACAACGGACGGUACAGUUGUUCGAGUGUACACCCCAAAAUCGAAACAAGAGCAAGGGCGUUUUGCCCUAGAUGUAGCCACCAAAGUUCUCCCUUAUUACAACAAGUACUUCGGCAUCUCAUACCCUCUUCCAAAAAUGGAUCUCAUAGCAAUAGCUGAUUUUUCAGCCGGUGCAAUGGAGAACUGGGGCUUAGUGACUUACAGGGAGACGUGUCUUUUGGUAGACCCCGAAAAUACAUCAGCAGUCUCAAAGCAAUGGAUAGCAUUAGUAGUAAGUCACGAGCUCGCCCAUCAAUGGUUUGGUAAUUUAGUUACCAUGGAGUGGUGGACACAUCUGUGGCUAAACGAGGGUUACGCAUCCUUCGUGGAGUUCCUCUGUGUAGCCCAUCUGUUCCCUGAGUUCGACAUUUGGACUCAAUUUGUCACCGACACUUAUAUCAAAGCCCUUGAGCUCGAUGGAUUAAAAAACAGCCAUCCGAUUGAGGUGCCAGUGGGCCACCCCUCGGAGAUCGACGAAAUCUUUGAUGAUAUAUCAUACAAUAAAGGUGCCAGUGUCAUCAGAAUGCUUCACGCUUAUAUCGGGGAUGAUGACUUCAGAAAGGGAAUGAAUAUUUACUUAAAAAGGCACAGUUACAAUAAUGCCGAAACCGAGGACCUCUGGGCAGCUCUCGAAGAAGCCAGCAACAAGCCAAUCAGAGCUGUAAUGUCUACCUGGACAAAGCAAAUGGGAUUUCCAGUGCUCAAGGUAGAUGAACGUCAAGAUGGAAACGAUAGAAUUCUCUCCUUGACUCAAGAGAGAUUUCUGGCUAAUGGAUCAGUCGACAAGGAUUCGAGCCUCUGGAUGAUUCCAGUGAGUGUCAGUACAUCGAAAUCCCCAAGCGAAGUGGCCUUCAGUACUGUUAUGAGCGAUAGAACCAAGGAGGUGGUGAUCAAGGACGUGCCCGAGGGCUCGUGGAUAAAAAUUAAUCCAGGAACUAUUGGAUUCUACAGGACACGUUAUACACCUGAGGCACUCUCCUCUCUAAUGCCAGUCGUCAAGGAUCGUUCACUGCCACCUUUGGACAGACUCGGACUUCUCGAUGAUCUCUUUGCCAUGGUGCAGGCUGGCCACGCCUCUACCGUUGAAGUACUCAGGUUCAUGGAGGCCUUUCAACUAGAGGAUAAUUACACUGUGUGGUCGAGCAUCGUCAGUAGCUUCGGAAAAAUUGGAAUCCUCCUCAGUAAUCUUGAGAGUGAGGAUAGUUUCAAGGCUUUUGGCAGAUCUCUCUGCAAGGACAUUGCAUCGAGACUGGGAUGGGAUCCAAAGCCUAAUGAGAGUCAUCUGGAUACACUUCUGAGAUCGUUGAUUCUCAACAGAAUGGCCUCAUUCAGAGAUGCUGAUACCAUCAGCGAGGCGAAAAAGAGGUUUCACCUUCAUGUCACAGGGCAAAGUCUUCUUUCUGCCGAUCUCAGAAGUGCUGUCUACAGGGCUGCACUCUCUGAUGGUGAUCUUGAAACUUAUGAAGCCAUGUUGAAGCUGUAUCGACAGUCUGAUCUUCAUGAGGAAAAGGACAGAAUUCUUCGGGCUAUGGGGGCCAUUAGGAAUGAAGAGUUGUUGACUAAAGUUCUUGAGUUUUCCAUGAGUGAUGAAGUCAGAGCUCAGGAUACAAUUUUCGCUAUCAUCUCGGUGUCCAUGAACUCGAAGGGACGAAUCAUGUCUUGGGAGUUCUUCAAGAGGAACUGGGCAAUUCUCAUGGAUCGUUAUUCAGGAGGAUUCCUGCUGGCUAGACUCAUUAAACACAUCACUGAGAAUUUCUCGUCUGAGGAGAAAGCAGUGGAGAUUGAGAAUUUCUUCAAAGAACAUCCUACACCUGGAGGUGCUAGGACUGUCCAGCAGAGCAUUGAGAAUAUCAGGCUUAACGCUGACUGGCUCAACAGGGAUCGUGUCGCCAUUGAAAAGUUCCUUAAAGAACGUGGUUAUUAAUCUUUCUAGGGAAUUCUAAAACCGUCGGACGGAGGUUUUUGUAUUUCUUCUUUAUUUCUAAGUGUGUUGCAAGAUCCGGUUGAGGAUCAAACGCCUUUGUAUACUAUAAUUUCGAAAAUAUAUGGAUGUAAUUCUGUA